Messenger RNA from Synchiropus splendidus (mandarinfish), 6990 nucleotides. RefSeq names its product coiled-coil domain containing 66 (gene ccdc66). NCBI's taxonomy places the organism in Eukaryota, Metazoa, Chordata, Actinopteri, Syngnathiformes, Callionymidae. The coding region runs from base 189 to 2663 and encodes 824 amino acids. The record is from RefSeq and is a predicted model, not a curated record. The transcript is spliced from 21 exons. Gene Ontology annotation, biological process: cilium assembly. Gene Ontology annotation, molecular function: microtubule binding. Gene Ontology annotation, cellular component: microtubule; cilium.
UGGUCCUUGUCAGCAAGCGACGCGUACCCAGCCUGUUUCUAGGGCGAGCGUGAAAGGCGUCACAUUUGGUGAAAUAUACGAGCAAAUAACGUCUGACGACAUGAAAUCUCAUCCGUUAAUCAUUCGAUUAAUGUAUCUGUGAGAACUUACGCCAAGCAAGGCGACGCGUUUUGUGUUUUUCUGUCGGCAUGAAUCUCGGAGAUGGCUUGUUGUUUGAACUUGAAAAUGGAAAACCCAAGUUGAUUAUCCUCAGUCGGGAUGUUCAGAAGAACCCAGUGAAGUCAUCCCUCAGAUCCCGAGCUGGCAGUGUUCUCGGCUCCAGACAGCUGUCCUGUCUGGAGGAGGCUCAGGUGGAGCAGUCCGUCAGGCAGCAGGCAGCAAGGUCCACAGAGGGGAGAAUAAAUUUGGCAAGGAAGAGCAUCAACGCUCUGGAAAGUAAACACAUCAAAAGUAAAACAUCCAGAACACACAGUCAACCAGCCACAGCUACGGCUGCUCCAAAGGUCAAGUCUAACCGUUACAAACAAGCCGGGUCUGCUAAAGUGCAAACUGGAUUGGUUCAGAAGAAGGCAGGACUGAAGGGAGGGACGGACAGUGUGGUUUGUCUGACCAAUGAUCAGCUGCAGCAGAUCCUCAAAGCCGUGCAGACCUCCAGCAGUGGACCCACAUUAGUGACCGAUGCACCCGAGGAGUCUGAUGUCCUUAAUGAGGAUCCAAAGUUAGAGUCCUUUUUGAAGAGGGACAGAUUAGAAGAUGUGACACAAGAUGACAAAUGCGGAGAAGACGUGGAUCAGCCCAGGGAAGGUGGUGGAAAGGAGAUGUCAGUGGAUAAAGACAGCAGGUCCUCUGGAGGUUUGUUACACUGGAUGCAGGAGAGGGAGUCAGACAGCCGAGCGGCCAUUCGCGCCAAGAGAGCUCAGUGGAGGAGAGAGCUCAGCGAGCAGCUUGCACAGAAGCAGCGCCAAUCGGCUUCACUGCAGGUUCAGAACAGCACAGAUACUGCAUUGACAGCUCCAGGUUCCUCUAUUCAUCAGGAGCAGACAGCAGCCGUCAGAUCCAUUCUCCAAAUUGGGCAGGAGGUGACGUCCAUGGAGGAGAGGCUGAAGGAGGAUAGGAGAGAGGAGCAGAGGAGACGCUGGCUGGAGGAGUUGGACCGCCAGAGAGAGGAGACGAGCGAACGACGUCGGAGAGAAAAAUUCCUUCAAAGUCAGACUGAAGAUCACGACCACUGGGCUUCGCACUUUGACUCGCUGCAGCGGAGGUUCCCUGCCGUGACAGCAGCGCCUCCUAGUGUCUCCGAGCCAGGCUGGGAGCCCACGUCCAGUCUGUCUCUGUGGGAGGCUGCCAGCAGCUGUGGAGUGGACAGUGUUGUUGGAGCCAGUGUGGACCUGAGCGGCAGGUUCCCCACCAGGACCAGUUAUCUGAGGAGCAUGACGGCCCUGCUGGACCCAGUCCAGAUAGAGGAGAGGGAGAGGAAGAGGCUCAAGCAGCUGGAGCAACAGCGGGUGAUAGAUGCACAAGUGGAGGAGCGGAGGCUGCAGAAGCAGAAGGAGGCGGAGAUGAGGAAGGCAGAGGAAGAGGAGGAGGAGGGUAGGCUGGUGCUGGAGCGAGCAGCGCUGCAGAAGCAGUACGAGGAGGAGCGAGAGACGCAGAAGGAGCAACAGAAGGCGAAUGAGGAUGGAGUCGUUCAGCCAGAGCUCAGCUGUGGGCGGAGUCACUGUGACGUCACUGACCUGGAGCCACACGCUCGCCCAGCCCAAACAGAAGUCACCUCAGCCGAGCGUUCGGAGCCGAUGGUCUCGCGUCCAGUGUCCUCGUACAAAGACACAGCGGUUCAGACGGACACAGACCUCACUCUGCUGCCCGGCACUGAAAAGAAACUUGACGGCGCAGAAGCUUCUUCACGGAUCCAGCGCCCCUCUCACCAUCCUCCCACGAGCACUCGGCUGCUGAAAGUCAAGUCAGGGAAGGAGAACAUCUGCGCCGGUGCAGGAGGCGUGGACCCGUACCAGCCAUUCGCGAGGAGCGAGAGGAGUAAGAAGGACAAGAAGAGACCCGAGUGGAACACACAGAGGCCAAGUCAGCGUUUUGUCCCUGCCUCUGAGCGGUACCCCGUCCCGCUGCAGAGGGUCCGACAGGAGAGCCGACUGAAGCGCCAGGCGGAGCUCAUGGCCCUGCAGGAGAAGACCCGAGUGACCCAGGAGCCUCGCCUUAGCUCAAACCUGCCACAGAGGAGAAGCAACAAGAGCGACUCCAGAGGUCCCGUCUUCUCUGCAACUGUCAGCAUGGAGAGGGGGCGCACACCAACUCUACCGUCUCUCAGAAGUGAUGCCCAGACUUCCUUGUCCCGUCCUCAACUGCCUGUCCUGGAGUUUGUCCCAUAUGUUCGUACUGAUGAAGUGUUUAAUCUAGACCCUCUGGAGCCUGCGCACAUGCCUGAGACACGCACGGAAGCUCACCAAGCUCCUCCCCAGGACGUCCCAGUCCAACCUGAGAUGCUCUACAACUCCUACUCUCACCAAAAGCAGGAGAUCCUGAGAGGCCUGGCCCAGCUCAGACAGGGUUUGUUGCAGAAGCAGAGAGAGCUGGAGUCCGAUCUGAGCCCACCGCGACAUCACCAUGACAACAGUGAACGAGUGACCUCCAGUCUUGGAAUGGGUUAAGUUUUUGGUUGUCAGGAGAAGGAGCAGAGGUACGAACAUGAAUGGCAGGAAAUUUGAAGGGUUGCAUUGAAGUCACUUGUGCUUUUGGUUUUAAAUUGUGGAGCGGUCUCAUGUUUAACAUGACGAACUGAACCAAAUGGACUUCAGUGAAAUCAUUGUGUGAGUCUUUGUGCAGCAGUUUCAAUCUACUGAAUGUAAAAAAUGUGUUUUUCACGUUUUUAUGAAACACUAUGGACUAACGGAUGCAUGCUGUGUUCUUCUAAUGGUUCUCAAUGUUUUUGUUUUUUUAAUAAACACCCAAACUUUCAAAGUUUCACCGUUUAAUAAGAAGUGGUAAUUAUGGUUAUCAACGCCCUCUGGUAGGUGGCGCUGACACUUCAGCUGUUGAAGACUCCGUUGCGACUGUAGAAAGUGUUUUUCACCACUGAUGAGCGUGGACAGGACGGCGGUCUGUAGGCCAGCGUGUAGUCACCUGUGGGCGGGACCUUGAGUUAAAACAGACCCGCUGAUAAAAACUCAGGAGUCAGCAAUUCUGUGCUUUGUGUCUUUGCCACCUGCCAUUUGUUUCUCACCGUCACAGCAGCAAAGCAAACUACUGUGUUGUGUGUGAAGACUUACACGUGUAGAUGGCGGCCUAGUGCGUCACUGUGAGUUGUUCUACUUGGUGUGUCAUGUGUCCAGAAGCAGAAUAAAGAGAGUGUGUACCGAGUCUCCAUCCAUAGUCCCAUGAGGACAACAGCGGGAAGUGGAACUUCUCCUCUGGUGGCAAUUGGUUCCGCCUCUGUAAGUACCGACUCCGCCCCUUUCCCUGAAGAACGCCAGUCGCCCAGUCAGAGCCAUGUGGCGCUGUGAAUGACUCACAUCAUACCUGACCAGAAGAGUCCUGAAAAAGGCUUUGUCUAGUUGUGGGUGAAGCUGGUCUCAUGACAGGCGGAACAUGAAGCUGCAUCUUCUCCUCUGUAGGGGGAGCAGCAGCAGGUGGAUGGUCGCUUUGCGCUUCUGGCGGUCUGACGAUAGGAGGCAGUGUUGCUGUUCUGCAACCAAGAACUUCAUUUCAAUUGUCGAAAACUUGUCAGCAACAGCGCGACAAAAGGGAUUGAACAUGAUACAAACAUGAUACAAACAUAACAAAGUUGGCACGAUCAUCUUAAAUAAGAAUAUUCUUAUAAACAUAUAGAUAAUAGAGAAUAUACAUUAGGUCGGUACAAAUAAGAAGUUAACUAAAAAAGACAAUCAUAUUGAAGAGAAAGGAAACAGAGAGAAAAUACUAAAAUACAUUUAAAAAAGAAGAAAACAGGCAGGGCAUAUCACAUUUCUCUGAAUAAUUAUAUUCACAGUAUGCACACAUUUCUUGUUAUCAAUAUCUUAAACACGUAAGGAAAUUCACAAAUUCAAUUUCAAACACAAGAAAGAAGGGACGACUUUUGGAAAAUAUAGCUCUAUGGAUGUGGAAUUUCCCCAUUAAAAUAAUCCGAUUGAUUUCUCCCCAUGAUCAUGAUAUAUUAAUACAUCUUUGGGUCCCAAAUUAAUUAGAAGGUUGGAUUGCAGGGUGGUAUAAUUUUCCUUUUUUUUCCCCAAAAAACUUGGGAAAACUCACAAUAAAAAAGGUGCUUUAUUGUUUCUUCUUCAGCAUGACAAAACACACAUUUGACCUCUGUGUUACUGAGUUUUGAUAAAUACGUGUUGGUGGGGUAAAUGUAGAAUUUUAUGUUGAACUUCUUUGAUUUUAUUACAGAUUGCAAAUUUAUGUGGGAGGAGCUAGUUGUUUUCCAAUUAAUAUUAGGGAAAGAGGAGGACCAUACAUAUUUUCCCGCGAAUGUUUUAGACUUGACGCAGCACCGGUGAGUGAGUGUGACCAGCAUCCAAUUAAUAAAGCCAUGGAAUCAGAUUUGGGUCAAUAAUAAUCAAAACAUUUGAUUUUGAACAAAAAAAAUGAAACUCAAACAAUUUUUUUUUUUUGUUUACAGUUCUCAAUUUUCUUCUCGCUGCUCAGAAGCACACACCAAACAGAACCGUUGUCUCCAGUUAAGCUCCCAAUAUAUUCAACAUCUGGUGCGUGACAAGAUGCAAGUGUGAUGUCUCACCUUGGUUCUACCGGCGCUUCUUUAGGAGGUCUGUACCUGCUGCAGCAGGUCGGGUAGAGUUCGGCAUAGCGGUCCUUCCAAGCCAAGCGGGUCAAUGUCUCCUUCUUGAUUUGUUCCCUGUACGCAUUCUGGCUCCGAGUUGUCAGCAGGCCACGCAUCUCCGGUCACAGGUGCAAGUCAACUCUUCACCAUGCAAGUUUAGUUUAAAACCGUAAAGUGUGAGUGUUUAAAAAACAAACAAAACGGAGGCGACCUGUGCUUAGCCGAGCAACCAGAGCUGGAUCAGUUUCUCACAGACAAGGAACAAGUGGAUCAGAUGUCGCACAAGUGAAAUGUGACACGCUGGGAUUGGUCUUGCUUAUUCAUAUAUAUUUUUAAAAGGCAUCAAAUGGCAAAACAGAAGUUUACUGUUUAUUUUUGGACCAUAGUUUUUUUUUCUCUUGUAACAAGGGCGUAACAAUCUAUUGUAUCUUCUCACCAGUGAAGUGCAUCCAUUCUCUUCCUCCUGUCUGAUGUUGGGUUGAGGGGGCAGCAGCUUAAGGAAAGCUGCCCCAACUUCCCCUCAAACCAAAGUCGUCCUCCCACAAUUGAUGACACAGAAGUCCACCAUCUUAGUUCCAGUUUAUUUCAUCAUCAAAUAUACAUUGCAGCGUUGCAUUUUACAGUAAAACAAUCAGAUGCUUAAGUGUUUGUUCCCCCAAAUCCUCCGUUCACUAUUAAAACUAGCAGUGAUUAGGUGUCAACAUUCAACGUUUCAUCAAGUGUUACAUACAAACACACAAGGUGUAAAACUAAAACAAGUUUGGGUCUCAAUGUGUUUGUGUGUAAGAAGCAGCCAGCUAAACUACCAACUACAGUCGUUGACUAGUAUCGUACAGUGCAGCAGUGCAAAGGCAGCGUCGCCAUGGCAACAGAAGGAAGGAAGCCAGUAAUAAAAAUCAGUAGUUGCGUUAAGUAACAUCAAGUCCAGUUCGGCAACACCAACAAAUUGUGACGCUCAAAGGGGAAAACAGCCAGUAAACUUUUUAACAACUUUUGGCAUUUUCAACAAGGCCACGGACGUCGGGACGUCCAGUUCGGCUUGAGCUUGAGAUGUUUAGUUUUCUAAAAAAAAAAAAAAAAAAAAUCCUGAAUUUUACUUUGAAAUGUCCAGUUAUUCCCAAAUCCAGUUUAAGCAAGACUCUGUUUACAUUAUGGCUCCACACAGAGUUCUGACCAGUUUUGGAAAAUAAAAAAUAAAUCCCCCCUUAAAAAAAUAAAUGUAUGGCCUGAAUAAGUGGAUACGUUCUAACAUGCAAUCUAAUUUAUUUUUCAUAAACAAAUCCAUAUUACGUCCAGUCUGUUGAAAUCCACUUCUUGUUUUCGUGACAGUUUCAAAGAUAUUCCAGUUCAGACUUUUAAAGAAUUUGCUUCAAUUCGAGGACCCAAGUGCAAAAAAAAAAAAAAUAAAUAAAAAUCUUGUCAUGGAAUUUCGAACAACAUUCCAGGAACCUUUUAUUAAAAAGGGGUCAAAUCAUUUGUUGCUGAUCUAAGUCCUGGAGAGACGAUUCGUACGUGUCUCUGAACUGACUCACCGAGCUUAGAGAUGAAUGAAUCAGAAUUUGUUCCAGUUCAUUAUUAAAUAACAAAUUUCAUUUGGAUUCAGACGCUUGUUUGAGUUUUUUGGUAUAUUAAAAUGUUGCAUUAAAAACCAUCCUUUCAUCUGUUAUUUCCGAAGUACGAUGAGCGUCAGAGUUUUAGGGGACGGUGACAUGGAAGGGAGACCCAGGGAUGUGGUCCUCCCCCCACUUGACCACCAGGAUGUAGUUGCCACGCUCCUUCAGCAGGUAGCUGACGUUGUACUGCAGGUUCCCCAGAUGUUUGACCAGAACUUCCUCGCAUGGGACCUGAGGACCGUGGACCCCGACCAGGAGCAUGUUCUUACCUGCAGGGGGAGCCAGAGAUGAUGAAGAGGAGCACGAGAGAGAGGCAAAUCACUUCGGGAUGACAAUCGCCACUCACCAGCUUUGCUGCAGUCCACAGAGAAGCUGCUCUUCUGGCCCACAAAGGCUCGACUCAGUCCAGUUCCACGACUCAGAACCUUACUGGCGUCGGUGUCGGCAGACCAGGACAUGGGGCUCUGGCCCAGGCUGGUGCUGGACAGCCGGACAGCAGGAUCAAGAGUCAUUGUGGUCGACUCACUGGCGUUCGUCACGCUCACCAGACGAGAGCCUAAAAGAGAAGCACAAGUGUACAGGGGAGGU